GAGUAGCUUCUCCAGCUUGAGAAAUCCGGUCCGGCUGCGUAGAGUGGCGGCCGUGGAGGGACAGUUUGUUUUGAGCACCAAGUGGGGCACACCCGGAAGUGGCGCGGUACAGGAGCAGCGCUGCCGGCGGUGGCGGGUGCCAGGGACCUGGAGGUGGAGGGGACGCGGCAGUACUCUGGCGUGUGAGCGCAGGGUGGAGUGCAGAGAGAGAGGGAGGGGGACGGGAGGCCUUCUAGCUUUGGUUCUAUGGUGGCAGAUCCGGCUGGGUUCCGGGAAGCGAGGGCCUCGCGGGGUGGCUGAGUUGGUGAAGGGCUACUGCGGCCGAAAGGGAGCCCGCCUCACUUCAUUCUUCCACUCUGAAGGACCCGCUCUCUUCUGGUCACUACGUCUUCCUCCCUCACUUCGCUUGGCGAAGGGUGUUGUACUUGUGAGGAAGUCGCAGCUGGAGCUGGGAGUCCGCUGGAGUUUUCUCUGCUUCUAAGAGGAGGCUAACGGCCGCUUUGCUUCCGACUUUGACUCCUUACCUUAAAAGAUGCUGGAGUCAUAUGUAACUCCAAUUUUAAUGAGCUAUGUGAAUCGCUACAUCAAGAACUUAAAGCCGUCGGAUCUACAGCUUUCACUAUGGGGUGGAGACGUGGUACUCAGCAAGCUCGAGUUAAAGUUGGAUGUGCUGGAACAGGAACUGAAAUUACCAUUCACUUUUUUGAGUGGACAUAUUCAUGAACUGAGGAUUCAUGUACCAUGGACAAAACUGGGUUCAGAACCAGUGGUAAUUACCAUCAAUACUAUGGAAUGCAUUUUGAAACUUAAGGAUGGGAUACAGGAUGACCAUGAAAGCUGUGGUUCUAAUUCUACCAACCGUAGUACUGCUGAGAACACAAAAUCAUCAAUCAAACCGCGGAGAAUUCAGCAGGCUGCUCCUACAGAUCCUGACUUACCACCAGGUUAUGUGCAGAGUCUGAUUAGACGAGUUGUAAAUAAUGUAAACAUUGUGAUAAAUAAUCUCAUACUAAAAUAUGUUGAAGACGAUAUCGUUCUUUCUGUCAACAUCACUUCUGCAGAAUGUUAUACAGUAGGUGAAUUAUGGGAUCGUGCAUUCAUGGAUAUUUCUGCAACUGAUUUGGUGCUGAGAAAGGUUAUCAAUUUUUCUGACUGUACAGUUUGUCUUGAUAAACGGAAUGCCAGUGGUAAAAUAGAAUUUUACCAGGAUCCUUUAUUGUACAAAUGUUCCUUCAGAACUCGUCUUCAUUUUACAUAUGAUAACCUAAAUUCCAAGAUGCCAUCUGUUAUUAAAAUUCAUACUUUAGUAGAAAGUUUGAAACUUUCUAUCACAGACCAACAACUGCCUAUGUUUAUUCGUAUAAUGCAACUUGGAAUUGCUCUUUACUAUGGAGAAAUAGGCAAUUUUAAAGAAGGCGAAAUAGAGGACCCUACUUGUCAUAAUAAAGAUAUGCUAGGAAACAUUACAGGUUCUGAAGAUGAAACAAGAAUAGAUAUGCAAUAUCCUGCUCAGUAUAAAGGUCAAGAGUUAUAUUCACAGCAAGAUGAGGAGCUGCCACAGGGAUGGGUGUCAUGGGCCUGGUCCUUUGUGCCUGCAAUUGUGAGUUAUGACGAUGGCGAGGAAGACUUUGGUGGGAACGAUCCUGCAUCAACCAUGCAUCAGCAAAAAGCACAGACUUUGAAGGAUCCUAUUGUUUCUAUAGGAUUUUAUUGCACAAAGGCAACGGUGACUUUCAAACUCACAGAAAUGCAAGCUGAGAGUAGUUAUUACAGUCCACAGAAAGUAAAAUCUAAAGAAGUAUUGUGUUGGGAACAAGAAGGAACUACAGUUGAGGCCCUUAUGAUGGGAGAACCUUUCUUUGAUUGCCAGAUUGGGUUUGUUGGUUGCAGAGCCAUGUGCCUUAAAGGAAUUAUGGGUGUUAAAGAUUUUGAAGAGAAUAUGAAUAGAAGUGAAACUGAAGCCUGUUUCUUCAUUUGUGGUGACAAUUUGAGUACGAAAGGUUUCACAUACCUUACAAAUUCAUUGUUUGAUUACCGAAGCCCAGAAAAUAAUGGUACUCGCGCAGAAUUUAUCUUGGAUUCAACUCAUCAUAAGGAGACAUACACUGAGAUAGCUGGAAUGCAACGGUUUGGGGCUUUUUAUAUGGAUUACCUGUAUACAAUGGAGAACACUAGUGGCAAAGGUUCCACAAAUCAACAAGACUUUUCUUCAGGGAAAAGUGAAGAUUUGGGAACAGUUCAGGAGAAGUCCACCAAAAGCCUUGUUAUAGGUCCUCUCGAUUUUCGUUUGGAUAGCAGUGCGGUGCAUAGGAUUUUGAAAAUGAUUGUGUGUGCCUUGGAACACGAAUAUGAACCAUAUAGCAGGCUAAAAUCAGAUAUUAAGGAUGAAAAUGAAACGAUACUGAAUCCUGAAGAGGUGUCUUUUCUGGAGGAAUAUAUUCCUACUCGACAUACAAGUGUUACUCUCCUCAAAUGUACCUGCACAAUUUCCAUGGCUGAAUUCAACUUGCUGGACCAUUUACUACCUGUCAUUAUGGGAGAAAAGAACUCAAGUAACUUCAUGAAUACUACAAACUUCCAGUCUCUUCGGCCUUUGCCAUCCAUUCGAAUAUUGGUGGAUAAAAUUAAUCUUGAACAUUCAGUGCCGAUGUAUGCUGAACAGUUGGUGCAUGUGGUCAGCAGCCUUACUCAACCUUCUGAUAACCUGCUUCAUUAUUGUUAUGUACACUGCUAUCUUAAGAUAUUUGGUUUCCAGGCAGGACUGACGUCUUUGGAUUGCAGUGGAUCUUACUGCUUACCUGUACCAAUUAUUCCCUCUUUCAGCACUGCUCUUUAUGGGAAACUUCUGAAACUCCCCACAUGCUGGACCAAAAGAUCUCAGAUUGCUAUAAGUGAAGGUAUAUUUGAACUUCCAAAUCUCACAAUUCAAGCUACAAGAGCACAGACACUUCUCUUGCAAGCAAUAUAUCAAAGUUGGUCUCAUCUUGGAAAUGUCAGCUCUUCUGCAGUGAUUGAAGCUUUGAUAAGUGAAAUCUUCCUAAGUAUAGGUGUGAAAUCUAAGAAUCCCCUGCCAACUCUUGAGGGCUCAAUCCAGAAUGUUGAAUUGAAGUACUGCAGCACAUCAUUGGUCAAAUGUGCCUCUGGGACCAUGGGAUCAAUAAAAAUUUGUGCCAAAGGCCCAGUUGAUAGUGGAAAAGAGAAGUUGAUUCCCUUGCUUCAGGGUCCUUCCGACACUAAAGACCUUCAUAGCACCAAGUGGCUCAAUGAGAGUAGAAAGCCAGAGUCUCUCUUAGCUCCAGAUUUGAUGGCCUUCACAAUCCAAGUUCCACAAUAUAUUAACUACUGCCACAAUUCUGAAGUAAAAUACUUAAAAACAAGCAUCUUGGGUGAGGCGCGGGGGCUCACACCUGUAACAUCAGCACUUUGGGAGGCCCAGGCAGGAUUGCUGGAGCCCAGGAGUUCAAGACCAGCCUGGACAACAGGUGCUGUACUUCUUUGCAGUAUACAAGGACUAGCAGUUAAUAUUGACCCAAUCUUAUAUACGUGGCUCAUCUAUCAGCCUCAGAAACGAACAGGUAGACAUAUGCAACAGCAGCCUGUGGUAGCUGUUCCUCUUGUUAUGCCAGUUUGUAGAAGGAAAGAGGAUGAGGUGUCUAUUGGAAGUGCACCCUUGGCAAAGCAGCAAUCAUAUCAGGCCUCUGAAUAUGCCAGCAGCCCUGUAAAAACAAAAACGGUAACAGAAUCCCGCCCAUUGUCAGUUCCUGUUAAAGCCAUGUUGAAUAUAUCUGAAAGCUGUAGAAGUCCUGAAGAAAGAAUGAAGGAAUUUAUUGGAAUUGUUUGGAAUGCAGUGAAGCAUCUCACACUACAGCUUGAAGUACAAUCUUGUUGUGUGUUUAUUCCAAAUGAUAGCCUGCCUUCCCCAAGUACAAUUGUAUCUGGUGACAUUCCUGGAACAGUAAGAAGUUGGUACCAUGGACAAACCAGCAUGCCGGGAACACUUGUCCUCUGUUUGCCUCAAAUAAAGAUUAUUAGUGCUGGGCACAAGUAUAUGGAACCUCUGCAGGAGAUUCCAUUUGUUGUCCCACGACCCAUCCUUGAAGAAGGUGAUGCUUUUCCUUGGACGAUCAACUUGCAUAAUUUCAGCAUAUAUACCCUUCUUGGAAAACAAGUGACACUUUGCCUAGUGGAACCUAUGGGUUGCACCUCCACUCUAGCUGUCACGUCUCAAAAACUACUUGCUACGGGACCUGAUACACGACAUUCAUUUGUUGUCUGUCUCCAUGUUGACCUAGAGUCACUAGAGAUAAAAUGCUCUAAUCCCCAGGUCCAGCUCUUCUAUGAACUAACUGAUACCAUGAAUAAGGUCUGGAAUAAGAUUCAGAAGAGAGGCAAUCUCAACCUAUCUUCAACCUCUCCAGAGACCAUGGCAGGGCCUGUUCCUACUUCUCCAGUUAGAAGCAGUAUAGGCACAGCUCCUCCAGAUACCAGCACAUGCAGCCCAUCUGCUGACAUUGGGACUACUACUGAGGGAGAUUCUAUACAAGCAGGUGAGGACUCACCAUUCUCAGAUUCUGUGACCUUGGAACAAACUACAAGUAAUAUUGGCGGAACCAGUGGACGUGUUAGUUUAUGGAUGCAGUGGGUGCUUCCCAAAAUUACUAUAAAACUCUUUGCUCCAGAUCCUGAAAAUAAAGGCACAGAGGUUUGUAUGGUCAGUGAACUAGAAGAUCUCAGUGCUUCCAUAGAUGUCCAGGAUGUAUAUACCAAAGUGAAAUGUAAAAUAGAGAGUUUCAAUAUUGAUCACUAUAGAAGCAGCCUUGGGGAAGAGUGUUGGUCUUUGGGGCAAUGUGGAGGUGUCUUCCUUUCCUGUACUGACAAGCUGAACAGACGCACCUUGUUGGUUCGACCCAUCAGCAAGCAGGACCCUUUCAGUAAUUGCUCUGGCUUCUUUCCUUCUACAACUACAAAACUUCUAGAUGGCACUCAUCAGCAGCAUGGAUUCCUCUCUCUGACAUACACAAAAGCUGUGACAAAAAAUGUCCGCCACAAGUUAACAUCAAGAAAUGAGCGAAGAAGUUUUCAUAAGUUAUCUGAAGGCCUAAUGGAUGGUUCUCCUCAUUUUCUUCAUGAAAUUCUUCUUUCAGCACAAGCUUUUGAUAUUGUUCUUUAUUUUCCUUUACUUAAUGCCAUUGCAAGUAUAUUUCAAGCAAAACUACCAAAGACCCAAAAAGAGAAAAGAAAAUCUCCUGGUCAGCCCAUGAGGACCCAUACGCUGACAUCCCGCAAUUUACCUUUGAUUUAUGUCAACACAAGUGUAAUCAGAAUUUUUAUUCCAAAAACAGAAGAAAUGCAGCCAACUGUUGAAGUUAAUCGGGCAGCAAAAGAAGACACCGUGGUUUUGAAGAUUGGCUCUGUUGCCAUGGCUCCCCAGGCUGACAAUCCCCUUGGCAGAUCUGUCCUUAGGAAAGAUAUUUACCAGAGAGCCUUGAACUUAGGAAUUCUUCGAGAUCCUGGAUCAGAAAUCGAAGACAGACAAUACCAAAUAGACCUGCAGUCCAUCAAUAUUGGUACUGCACAGUGGGAUCAACUAAAACCAGAGAAGGAAAGUGUCUCAGGAGGGGUGGUAAAAGAGACUGAAAGGAAUUCUCAAAAUCCAGCCCUUGAGUGGAAUAUGGCCAGCAGCAUACGGCGGCAUCAAGAAAGGAGAGCAAUUUUGACCCCCAUUUUGACAGAAUUUUCUGUCCGAAUAACUGGAGCACCUGCUGUCAUUUUCACCAAAGUAGUUUCUCCAGAAAAUUUGCAUACUGAGGAGAUUUUAGUGUGUGGCCAUUCCUUAGAAGUGAAUAUAACCACAAACCUGGACUUCUUCCUAAGUGUGGCUCAAGUUCAACUCUUACAUCAGUUAAUAGUAGCAAAUAUGACUGGACUGGAACCAUCAAACAAAGCUGCAGAGAUCUCUAAACAAGAACAGAAAAAAGUGGAUAUAUUUGAUGGAGGCAUGGCUGAAACCUCAUCUCGGUACAGUGGUGCUCAGGAUAGUGGAAUUGGCAGUGACAGUGUUAAAAUCAGAAUAGUGCAAAUAGAGCAGCACAGUGGUGCCAGUCAGCAUCGCAUUGCCCGUCCCUCACGCCAGUCAUCAAUUGUAAAAAAUCUGAAUUUUAUUCCCUUUGACAUAUUUAUUACUGCAAGUAGAAUCUCACUAAUGACCUAUUCCUGUAUGGCCUUAUCCAAAUCGAAAUCACAAGAACAGAAGAAUAAUGAAAAAACAGACAAGAGUUCAUUAAAUCUCCCAGAAGUUGAUUCAGAUGUUGCUAAGCCCAACCAGGCAUGUAUUUCCACGGUGACAGCAGAAGAUCUCUUAAGGAGCAGCAUUUCUUUUCCUUCAGGGAAAAAAAUAGGGGUCCUCUCUCUUGAAAGUCUUCAUGCAUCCACAAGGUCAUCUGCUAGACAAGCACUUGGUAUAACUAUUGUUCGGCAGCCUGGUCGAAGAGGAACUGGUGACUUACAGCUAGAACCUUUUCUGUACUUUAUUGUGUCCCAGCCUUCCUUGCUUCUGAGUUGUCACCACAGAAAGCAGCGAGUGGAAGUAUCCAUUUUUGAUGCUGUGCUUAAAGGGGUGGCCUCUGAUUACAAAUGUACAGAUCCUGGGAAGACUCUGCCUGAAGCCCUUGAUUAUUGCACUGUUUGGCUACAGACAGUGCCUGGAGAAAUAGACAGCAAAAGUGGUAUUCCACCUUCCUUUAUAACACUACAGAUUAAAGACUUUCUGAAUGGACCAGCGGAUGUCAAUUUGGAUAUAUCAAAGCCUUUGAAAGCAAACCUGAGUUUCACCAAACUGGAUCAGAUAAACCUUUUUUUAAAGAAGAUAAAAAAUGCACACAGUUCGGCACAUAGUGAAGAGACUUCAGCCAUGUCCAACACCAUGGUGAAUAAGGAUGAUCUUCCAGUCUCCAAAUAUUACCGUGGAAAGUUGUCUAAACCCAAAGUUCAUGGUGAUGGAGUGCAAAAGAUUUCAGCUCAAGAAAACAUGUGGAGAGCUGUUUCCUGCUUUCAAAAAAUUUCUGUUCAAACUACUCAGAUUGUGAUCUCCAUGGAAACUGUACCCCAUACCAGCAAACCAUGCCUGUUAGCAUCUCUCUCAAACCUCAAUGGAAGCCUUAGUGUCAAGGCAACACAAAAAGUACCUGGCAUAAUUCUUGGGUCAUCAUUUCUACUCAGUAUAAACGAUUUCCUCCUUAAAACAAGUCUCAAAGAAAGAAGCCGCAUUCUGAUAGGACCAUGUUGUGCUACUGCCAAUCUGGAAGCUAAGUGGUGUAAACACAGCGGGAAUCCAGGCCCAGAACAAUCUAUACCAAAAAUAUCCAUUGACUUAAGAGGAGGUCUGCUACAGGUCUUCUGGGGUCAAGAACAUUUGAAUUGUUUAGUUCUUCUACAUGAAUUACUCAAUGGAUACCUUAAUGAGGAGGGAAAUUUUGAAGUACAAGUUUCUGAACCAGUGCCUCAAAUGUCAUCUCCUCUGGAAAAGAAUCAGACAUUUAAAAGUGAACAAAGUUCAGAUGACCUACGGACAGGUCUAUUUCAGUAUGUACAAGAUGCUGAAUCCUUGAAAUUGCCUGGGGUCUAUGAAGUCUUAUUUUAUAAUGAAACUGAAGAUUGCCCAGGGAUGAUGUUAUGGAGAUAUCCAGAACCUAGAGUGCUCACCCUUGUACGAAUAACUCCUGUACCUUUUAACACCACAGAGGAUCCAGAUAUUAGCACAGCAGACCUUGGUGAUGUGCUACAGGUUCCUUGUAGCUUGGAAUACUGGGAUGAACUCCAGAAGGUUUUUGUUGCAUUUAGAGAAUUUAAUCUGUCUGAAAGCAAAGUCUGUGAACUGCAGUUGCCGGAUAUCAAUCUCGUGAAUGACCAGAAGAAAUUAGUAUCUUCAGAUCUUUGGAGAAUUGUCUUGAACAGCAGUCAAAAUGCAGCUGAUGACCAAAGCUCUGCAAGUGAGUCUGGUUCUCAAAGCACUUGUGAUCCACUUGUGACUCCAACAGCCCUGGCUGCCUGUACCAGAGUUGACUCCUGCUUUACCCCGUGGUUUGUCCCAUCUCUUUGCGUUUCUUUCCAGUUUGCCCACCUGGAAUUCCAUCUUUGUCAUCACCUUGACCAACUAGGCACAGCUGCACCACAGUAUCUACAGCCAUUUGUUUCCGACAGAAAUAUGCCAUCUGAACUAGAAUACAUGAUUGUUUCCUUCAGAGAACCACACAUGUAUCUUCGACAGUGGAAUAAUGGUUCUGUCUGUCAGGAGAUCCAGUUCUUAGCUCAAGCAGACUGUAAACUUCUAGAGUGCAGAAAUGUCACUAUGCAAAGUGUGGUGAAACCCUUCAGCAUCUUUGGGCAGAUGGCAGUUUCCAGCGAUGUAGUGGAAAAGCUGCUUGACUGCACCGUGAUAGUUGAUUCUGUAUUUGUAAACAUUGGACAGCAUGUAGUCCAUUCUCUAAACACUGCAAUACAAGCUUGGCAACAGAACAAAUGCCCUGAGGUAGAGGAGUUGGUCUUCAGCCAUUUUGUGAUCUGUAACGACACACAGGAGACACUGCGGUUUGGCCAGGUGGAUACUGAUGAAAAUAUUCUGCUGGCGAGUCUCCACAGUCACCAGUACAGCUGGCGCUCUCACAAAUCCCCACAGCUGUUACACAUCUGUAUUGAAGGUUGGGGCAACUGGCGUUGGUCAGAGCCUUUCAGUGUGGACCAUGCCGGGACUUUUAUUAGAACAAUUCAGUACAGGGGUCGAACUGCUUCUCUCAUCAUCAAGGUUCAGCAACUCAAUGGAGUACAAAAACAGAUUAUCAUCUGUGGAAGACAGGUCAUCUGUAGUUACUUGUCUCAAAGCAUAGAACUAAAAGUCGUUCAGCAUUACAUUGGUCAAGAUGGACAAGCUGUAGUUCGGGAACAUUUUGACUGCCUCACAGCCAAACAGAAAUUGCCUUCAUACAUACUAGAAAACAAUGAACUGACGGAGCUGUGUGUGAAGGCCAAAGGAGAUGAAGACUGGUCAAGAGAUGUGUGCCUGGAAUCCAAAGCCCCUGAGUACAGCAUUGUCAUUCAGGUGCCAUCUUCAAAUAGUUCCAUUAUUUAUGUCUGGUGCACAGUUUUGACUUUAGAACCCAACUCUCAAGUGCAACAACGAAUGAUUGUGUUCAGCCCUCUUUUUAUCCUGAGGAGUCAUCUUCCAGACCCCAUUAUCAUACAUUUGGAGAAAAGGAGUCUGGGAUUGAGUGAAACACAAAUUAUUCCAGGAAAAGGGCAGGAAAAACCACUGCAAAACAUAGAACCUGACCUUGUACAUCACCUGACAUUCCAAGCAAGAGAAGAAUAUGAUCCUUCAGAUUGUGCAGUUCCCAUCUCAACAUCCCUCAUUAAGCAAAUAGCCACUAAGGUACACCCUGGAGGCACAGUUAAUCAGAUCCUUGAUGAAUUCUAUGGGCCAGAAAAGUCUCUUCAACCCAUAUGGCCCUAUAAUAAGAAGGAUUCUGACAGGAAUGAACAGCUAAGUCAGUGGGAUAGCCCAAUGCGAGUGAAGCUGUCAAUCUGGAAGCCAUAUGUUAGAACUUUGUUGAUAGAACUUCUGCCCUGGGCCCUGCUUAUCAAUGAAUCCAAAUGGGACCUCUGGCUAUUUGAAGGAGAGAAAAUUGUUCUACAGGUUCCUGCUGGCAAAGUUAUUAUUCCUCCUAAUUUUCAGGAAGCUUUUCAAAUUGGAAUAUACUGGGCAAAUACAAACACUGUGCACAAGUCAGUAGCAAUUAAACUGGUCCAUAACCUGACAUCUCCAAAGUGGAAAGAUGGAGGUAAUGGUGAAGUUGUGACACUGGAUGAAGAAGCGUUUGUUGAUACUGAAAUAAGACUUGGUGCUUUUCCAGGACAUCAGAAGUUAUGUCAGUUCUGCAUUUCCUCCAUGGUACAGCAAGGUAUACAAAUUAUUCAGAUUGAAGACAAAACUACAAUAAUCAAUAAUACACCAUAUCAAAUAUUUUAUAAACCACAGCUAUCUGUCUCCAAUCCCCAUUCUGGAAAGGAGUAUUUUCAUGUUCCAGACAGUGCCACUUUUAGCAUUUGUCCAGGUGGAGAGCAGCCUGCUAUGAAAUCCAGCUCCCUUCCUUGCUGGGACUUGAUGCCUGACAUCAGUCAGUCAGUACUUGAUGCAUCCCUGCUUCAGAAACAGAUCAUGCUGGGCUUUUCUCCUGCCCCAGGUGCUGACAGCUCACAGUGCUGGAGCCUGCCAGCUAUAGUUAGACCAGAGUUUCCCAGACAGAGUGUGGCAGUACCCCUCGGGAAUUUCCGGGAAAAUGGAUUCUGUACCAGGGCUAUAGUGCUGACAUAUCAAGAACACCUUGGCGUGACUUAUUUAACCCUCUCAGAAGACCCUAGUCCUCGAGCAAUUAUCCACAACAGAUGUCCAGUAAAAAUGCUUAUAAAGGAAAACAUUAAAGAUAUUCCAAAGUUUGAGGUUUAUUGCAAAAAAAUUCCCUCUGAGUGCUCAAUUCAUCAUGAGCUGUAUCAUCAGAUUUCCAGUUAUCCGGACUGCAAGACCAAAGACUUACUUCCGAGCCUCCUUUUGAGAGUUGAACUGCUAGAUGAAGUAACAACUGAGUGGAGUGAUGCUAUCGACAUCAACAGUCAGGGAACACAGGUUGUGUUCCUGACUGGCUUUGGCUAUGUGUAUGUGGACAUUGUACAUCAGUGUGGCACAAUCUUCAUCACUGUGGCCCCAGAAGGAAAAGCAGGACCUAUUUUAACCAAUACUAACAGAGCCCCAGAGAAGAUUGUUACAUUCAAAAUGUUCAUCACUCAGUUAAGCCUGGCAGUGUUUGAUGAUCUCACCCACCACAAAGCAUCAGCUGAGCUUCUGAGACUCACACUGGACAACGUUUUUCUCUGUGUGGCCCCAGGAGCUGGUCCCUUCCCUGGGGAAGAGCCUGUGGCUACGUUGUUUGAACUUUACUGUGUGGAGAUCUGCUGUGGGGACCUGCAGCUAGACAACCAGCUUUAUAACAAGUCCAAUUUCCACUUUGCUGUCUUAGUCUGCCAGGGAGAAAAAGCAGAACCCAUUCAGUGUUCCAAAAUGCAGAGUCUCCUCAUAUCCAACAAAGAGUUGGAAGAAUACAAGGAAAAAUGUUUUAUCAAACUUCGUAUCACCUUAAAUGAAGGCAAGAGCAUCCUCUGUGAUAUUAAUGAGUUCAGCUUUGAAUUAAAACCUGCUCGGUUAUAUGUGGAAGACACAUUUGUAUACUACAUCAAGACUUUGUUUGACACCUACCUUCCUAACAGCAGGUUGGCUGGUCACUCCACACACCUCUCAGGGGGUAAACAGGUGUUGCCCGUGCAGGUCACACAGCACGCCAGGGCCUUGGUGAAUCCUGUGAAGUUACGGAAACUGGUGAUCCAGCCAGUGAAUUUGCUCGUCAGCAUCCACGCUUCCCUCAAGCUGUACAUAGCCUCAGACCACACUCCUCUCUCCUUCUCGGUGUUUGAAAGAGGACCCAUCUUCACCACUGCGAGGCAGCUUGUGCACGCCCUGGCAAUGCACUAUGCCGCUGGGGCCCUUUUUAGAGCAGGCUGGGUAGUGGGGUCUCUGGAGAUUCUUGGCAGCCCUGCAAGCCUGGUGAGAAGCAUCGGAAACGGGGUCGCCGACUUCUUCAGGCUUCCGUACGAGGGGCUGACCCGGGGCCCCCGAGCCUUCGUGAGUGGCGUCUCCAGAGGGACCACAUCGUUUGUAAAGCACAUCUCCAAAGGUACCCUCACAUCCAUCACCAACCUGGCCACAAGCCUGGCCCGGAACAUGGACCGGCUCUCGCUGGAUGAGGAGCACUACAACCGGCAGGAGGAGUGGCGGCGGCAGCUCCCCGAGAGCCUGGGCGAGGGGCUUCGACAGGGCCUGUCCCGGCUGGGCAUCAGCCUGCUUGGUGCAAUUGCUGGUAUAGUUGAUCAGCCGAUGCAGAACUUCCAGAAAACAUCUGAGGCACAGGCUUCAGCAGGACACAAGGCCAAGGGUGUCAUCUCGGGUGUGGGGAAAGGAAUCAUGGGGGUGUUCACAAAGCCCAUCGGAGGAGCUGCUGAGCUGGUGUCACAGACUGGCUAUGGUAUUUUACAUGGAGCUGGACUUUCUCAGCUUCCCAAACAGCGCCAUCAGCCAAGUGAUCUACAUGCUGACCAGGCUCCAAACAGCCAUGUCAAAUAUGUCUGGAAAAUGCUUCAGUCUCUGGGCAGACCAGAAGUCCACAUGGCCCUGGACGUGGUUCUGGUGAGGGGCUCAGGCCAGGAGCAUGAAGGGUGCUUGCUGCUGACAUCAGAAGUGCUCUUCGUGGUGAGUGUCAGUGAGGACACACAGCAGCAGGCUUUCCCCGUCACAGAAAUCGACUGUGCACAGGACAGCAAGCAGAACAACCUACUCACAGUGCAGCUCAAGCAGCCAAGAGUGGCCUGUGAUGUGGAGGUAGAUGGAGUCCGAGAGAGACUGUCAGAGCAACAGUACAACAGACUUGUGGACUACAUCACAAAGACAUCUUGUCACCUGGCCCCCAGCUGUUCUUCCAUGCAAAUACCAUGCCCUGUGGUGGCUGCAGAACCUCCCCCCUCCACUGUUAAAACAUACCAUUACUUGGUUGAUCCACAUUUUGCUCAGGUCUUCCUUAGUAAAUUUACCAUGGUGAAAAAUAAAGCCCUGAGGAAAGGGUUUCCUUGAGUCCCCUCUGAAGUGUUGAUUCCUGCUUGUGUGAUUUAGUUUUUGGGUUUCUUUGAGACAGGGUCUCACUGCAUUGCCCAUGCUGACUUCCAAUUCUGGGGUUCAAGCAAUCCUCCCACCUCAACCCACAAGUAGCUAGGACUGCAAGCACAUGCCACCAUAAAGGGCUGCAUUUUUUUAAAAAAGCCUAGGGCUCUAACAUCUGAUACGGACACAAGGCCAACAGUUUCCUUAUUUACAUCCUUACCUCUAAAAGAUACUUCAAAGUGACAAAAACGUGUUCCUUCCCCACUUAGAGACAAUGAUUAACAGGGCCCUAUAUGUUCUUACCACAUACAGAGGAUGCAUUUAUUUUUGCUCUGACACUUGCAAAAAUUUCCACUGUAAUUAAUUUGGAUCUAUUAACUCUCUGUUCCAUCAUAGAAUGUGGCCAGGCCUUACAAUGGAGAGCCAGAGUUAAAACUUCUUCAAGUUGCAUCUGUUUUUGGGCCGAGUCACCACCUUUGCCUCAUGCUCCUUUGCUUUGCCUCAUGCUCCUUUGUCUGCAAAGGCCUAGGAUUCUUUCUUUAAAUGAAAUGCGUAGAACUUUGUGGCUUGUUACAUUUGUCAUUUAACUGCAAUGCUGUUCUUUCAAAGCUGCUACGUGUAUUUUCUCUGAAGUCUGCAUUUUACUAAAAUUUACAACAGUCUGAUUGAUUACUGUCCAGGUCCAUUUUAGAAAAAGUGUUUUUCCAGUUUGUUUUACUAAGCAAACUUUGAGUAAAUCCUUUGUCCUAUAUUGAAUCCAGUGUCAAGGUGUUAAGGUGAGUUUCUCUAGUUCCAUAAACAAAACAUACAUAGUGAGAACUCCCUGGUAUGCCAUAGAGUACACAAGAACCCCAAUAUUAAUGCUAACAAUUAUACCAGUCCAUUUCGUUUAUUCUGUGGAAUUGACUUGACAAAGCAUGAAGAUAUUCCCAGUGUCUGAUAAUAUUUUGCAUCUAAGAAUGGGUUUGACUCAAGAUCUUGGGUUACCAAGAUGUCCUAAAUGUUCAGCAAAUAUCUUUCUUACAGUUCAGUCGCUUAGAACAUGUUUGCUGAUUACAUUUAAACUUGGGGCUACAGCUUGUUACCUAGAAUUUUGAGAUACUAAGAGAAUGCAAUUUUAAAUGCCCACUGGUUUUAUUUGUUUUGGAGAGAGGGUCUCAUUCUGUCACCCAGGCUAGACUACAGUGGAACAGUCAUGGCUCACUGCAGCUUAAGCUCACUGCCUGGGCUCAAGUGAUCUUACUCCAGCCUCCCAAGCAGCUGGGACUAUACCACCACAGGUAUGCACCACCAUACCUGGCUGAUUUUUUAUAUUUUUUCUAGAGAUGAGGUCUCGCUAUGUUGCCCAGGCUGGUCUCAUACUCCUGAGUUCAAGCAUUCCUCCCACCUCUGCCUCCCAAACUGCUGGGAUUACAGGUGUGAGCCACCAUGCCCAACAUCCACUGAUCUUUAACUCUCACAUGUUGGGCAUAAGAAGUCAUUAUAUAAUUGUUACUGGAAAGCAAGACUUAAUGAACAAUUCUGACUAUGAAAAAUGGCUCUUUCAGUUUGUUCUGUAAAUACUCAUUUAGAAAAGUGACAGCUGUCAACCUCAAGAGUAACUAUUUCUAAAAAUGUAAAUAUGUAUUAAUCCUUGUAUCUUUUAUGGUAAUUCUGCAUAUUGAUAUGAAUUAUAUAAAACUGUUUAAAAUCAAAGGUGCCCUUGAAUUACUGACCACCCAUAGAUGUCUAUUGUUACCAGGUUUUACAAUGCAAAUUUUCACUAAUACCUGGGUUUAAUACAGCUCACAUCACUGAAUGUUACACAUGAGUUUAAAUGGGUAAUAUACAGGUUUUGUUAUAAUAAAGUUACUGAUUAAAUUA
Molecule: messenger RNA, 14617 nt
Organism: Pongo pygmaeus (Bornean orangutan)
Lineage: Eukaryota; Metazoa; Chordata; Mammalia; Primates; Hominidae
Gene: VPS13B
Product: vacuolar protein sorting 13 homolog B
Exons: 63
Coding region: 533-12727 (4064 amino acids)
Source: RefSeq, a predicted model, not a curated record